Prunus armeniaca (apricot) is the source of this 432-nucleotide messenger RNA. The record is from the annotation of a GenBank genome assembly. NCBI's taxonomy places the organism in Eukaryota, Viridiplantae, Streptophyta, Magnoliopsida, Rosales, Rosaceae.
AUGCCGGAGGAGGACCUGGUUGAGCUUAAGUUCCGUCUCUAUGACGGAUCGGAUAUUGGUCCGUUCCGCUACUCACCCGCAUCCACAGUGGCAAUGCUCAAGGAGAGAAUCGUAGCUGAGUGGCCUAAAGAUAAAAAAAUUGCACCAAAAGGAGCCAACGACAUAAAAUUGAUAAAUGCUGGGAAGAUUUUGGAAAACAACAAGACUGUUGGUCAGUGUAGAGCACCAUUUGGAGAGCUUCCAAGAGGAAUUAUCACCAUGCAUGUUGUUGUUCAGCCUUCUGUAACAAAAGCAAAAACAGCAGCCAAAAUGUUUUGCCCUGGUCACGGCUGGUUUGUUACUGGCGAGGAGGGACACUGCCUACUUUUUGUCUUGUUCAAUACCAUGAACUUCAAGUGGACUAUUGUUGUCCUUAACACCACCAAAGAAUAG